AUGGAAUUCGUAUCUGAGACGCUCUUUGAGACGGCGGCUACGCCGGCGUCCACACGGUCGCCGGAAGACCAAGAUUUGUUGGAAAGAAGCACGAAGAAAUCCAAACGGGGACGGGAAGUGGAGGAAAGAGCUAGAGGAACACCAGAAGUCGAGAUGGUUCAAGAAACCCCAAUUUCCACCGGCCAGAAAUCGCCAGAAUCGGCCCAAUGGCGAACCCCAGCGGCGACGCCGAACCAUGCAUGGUAUCAACAUCAAGCCCAAGAGCGGAUCGAUGAAGAACAAGUUUCGGAUGAAGAAGUCAUGAAUGAAGAUGAAAUAGACCCGAUGUGCCCUGUCAUACCAGUAACAAGAGAAGAGAAAGAGAGACUUCGUCGGCCAUGGAGGAAAUUGCUCAUCAUCAAAGUACUCGGGCGAAGGGUGAGCUACUCGUAUCUUCGGCAAAGAUUGCUCAAAAUGUGGAAGCCAGAGGCGACCUUUGAACUGAUAACGCUCGAUUUGGAUUUUUAUUUGGCCAAGUUCGAAGCACUCCACGACUACGAAUUCGCCAAAUUCGAAGGCCCGUGGAUGAUUAUGGACCACUAUCUGGUUGUCCAAGAGUGGAAACCCAAUUUCGACUCACGAGAUGCAAGAACGAGUAAGUUACUGGCUUGGAUUCGUUUUCCUGCGCUUUCGGUGGAGUAUUUUGACGACAAGUUCCUGGAAAAAAUUGGCAAGAAUAUUGGCAGACCGAUUAAAGUGGACACCACCACAAGUCUAGUUUCCAAGGGCAGCUUUGCUAGAGUUUGUGCGGAGAUAGAUAUUUCGAAGCCCUUAAUCUCGAAGUUCACAUUUGAACAGAAGGUUUGGCCGAUUGUGUACGAAUGA
Ipomoea triloba (trilobed morning glory) is the source of this 864-nucleotide messenger RNA. RefSeq lists its product as uncharacterized. The coding region runs from base 1 to 864 and encodes 287 amino acids. The transcript has a single exon. Lineage: Eukaryota; Viridiplantae; Streptophyta; Magnoliopsida; Solanales; Convolvulaceae. The record is from RefSeq and is a predicted model, not a curated record.